Ceratotherium simum simum (southern white rhinoceros) is the source of this 842-nucleotide messenger RNA. Lineage: Eukaryota; Metazoa; Chordata; Mammalia; Perissodactyla; Rhinocerotidae. The record is from RefSeq and is a predicted model, not a curated record.
UUGCAGGUUGAAGAUGACAGUGAUGCAGAGACCUAUGGAGAAGAGAAUGAUGAACAGGAAAAUUAUUCUAAAAGAAAGAUAGUCUCUAACUGGGAUCGAUAUCAAGAUAUUGAAAAAGAGGUCAAUAACGAAAGUGGAGAAUCACAGAGGGGGACGGAUUUCAGUGUUCUCCUCAGCUCUGCAGGGGACUCCUUCUCACAGUUCCGGUUUGCUGAGGAGAAAGAAUGGGAUGGUGAAGCUUCAUGUCCAAAACAGAAUUCAGCAUUUUACGUGGAUUGUGAGUCACUGGUUCGAGCCCUUCAAGAACUGCCUAUCUCACUCCGACUCAAUGUUGCUGCUGAAUUGGUCCAGACUGCCCUUCCUUUAGAGCUGCCUCAGGUGAAACCAAAGAGAAAUGAUGAAGGCAAGGGACUAGGGAUGCAGUUAAAAGGGCCCUUGGGGCCUGGAGGAAAGGGGUCCAUCUCGGACCUGAAACCUGCUGCUGCUGGCUGCCCCAUGUUCCUGGGUAACGAUAGCCCAAGACCGGGGCCUUCAAAGGGUUCUCAGAAACCCGCUUCCCCGCUGCAGUCAGCAGCAGACCACUUGGAAGAAGAACUAGAUCUGCUGCUUAAUUUAGACGUGCCUGUAAAAGAGGGAGAGAACAUCUUACCAGACCAGAUAUCUCUGGACCUGGAAUCCGAGAAAGAUGGGGAAGUGGCCCAAGAAGAAACAGUUCGUACAAAACCGUCUGUGAUGGAAGAAAAGAACGUGGAAUCUGAGCAACCAAGUACAUCAAAAGAUGUUACCGAGGAAGAGCUUGAAGACUGGUUGGACAGCAUGAUUUCCUAACAAAAAAGAAAAGA